GCCAAAGCUGUCUUGAAAUUCAUUGAAGGGAUCUCAGAGAAGACCCUGAGGAGUACUGUUGCCCUCACUGCUGCCCGAGGACGGGGGAAAUCUGCAGCUCUGGGAUUGGCUAUUGCUGGUGCAGUGGCAUUUGGGUACUCCAACAUGUUUGUUACCUCCCCAAGUCCUGAUAAUCUCCACACUUUGUUUGAAUUUGUAUUCAAAGGAUUUGAUGCUUUGCAAUAUCAGGAGCACCUGGAUUACGAGAUUAUUCAGUCUCUAAACCCUGAGUUUAAUAAAGCAGUGAUCAGAGUGAAUGUGUUCCGAGAGCACAGGCAGACCAUUCAGUAUAUACAUCCUGCAGAUGCUGUGAAACUGGGUCAGGCUGAGCUUGUUGUGAUUGAUGAAGCUGCCGCCAUCCCCCUCCCACUGGUGAAGAGCCUACUUGGACCCUACCUCGUUUUCAUGGCAUCCACCAUCAAUGGCUACGAGGGCACUGGCCGCUCACUGUCCCUCAAGCUAAUUCAGCAGCUCCGUCAGCAGAGUGCCCAGAGCCAGGUCAGCACCACCGCCGAGAAUAAGACCACAACAACUGCCAGACUGGCCUCAGCACGGACAUUGCACGAGGUUUCCCUUCAGGAGUCAAUCCGAUACGCCCCUGGGGAUGCAGUAGAGAAGUGGCUGAAUGACCUGCUGUGCUUGGAUUGCCUCAACAUUACUCGAAUUGUCUCCGGCUGCCCCUUACCUGAAGCCUGUGAACUCUACUAUGUUAAUAGAGAUACCCUCUUUUGCUACCACAAGGCUUCUGAAGUCUUCCUCCAGCGGCUUAUGGCCCUCUAUGUGGCUUCUCACUACAAGAAUUCUCCCAACGAUCUCCAGAUGCUUUCUGAUGCGCCUGCUCACCACCUCUUCUGCCUUCUGCCUCCUGUGCCCCCUACCCAGAAUGCCUUGCCUGAAGUGCUUGCCGUUGUCCAGGUGUGCCUUGAGGGAGAGAUUUCUCGCCAGUCCAUCUUGAAUAGCCUGUCUCGAGGCAAGAAGGCUUCGGGGGACCUGAUUCCAUGGACAGUAUCAGAACAGUUCCAAGAUCCAGACUUUGGUGGCCUUUCUGGGGGAAGGGUUGUUCGCAUUGCUGUUCACCCGGAUUAUCAAGGGAUGGGCUAUGGCAGCCGAGCUCUGCAGCUGCUACAGAUGUACUAUGAAGGCAGAUUCCCUUGUCUGGAGGACAAAGUCCUUGAGACAUCACGAGAAAUUCACACUGUGAGCAGUGAGGCUGUCAGCUUGUUGGAAGAGGUCAUCACUCCCCGGAAGGAUCUGCCUCCCUUACUCCUCAAACUGAAUGAGAGGCCUGCGGAACACCUGGAUUACCUGGGUGUUUCCUAUGGCUUGACCCCUAGACUUCUCAAGUUCUGGAAACGAGCUGGAUUUGUUCCUGUUUAUUUGAGACAGACACCAAAUGACCUCACUGGAGAACAUUCAUGCAUCAUGCUGAAGACACUGACUGAGGAGGAUGAAGCUGAGCGGGGAGCUUGGCUCCCAGCCUUUUGGAAAGAUUUCCGAAGGCGGUUCUUGGCCUUGCUGUCCUACCAGUUCAGUACCUUCUCUCCUGCCCUGGCUCUGAACAUCAUUCAGAACAAGAAUGUGGGAAAGCCAGCCCUUCCAGACCUAGAUCGGGAGCAGCUGGAAGCGCUCUUCCUCCCCUAUGACCUGAAGCGACUGGAGAUGUAUUCCCGGAACAUGGUUGACUAUCACCUCAUCAUGGAUUUGAUUCCGGCCAUCUCCCGUUUGUAUUUCCUGAACCAGCUGGGGGACCUGGCCUUGUCUGCUGCCCAGUCAGCUCUUCUCUUGGGGAUUGGCCUACAGCAUAAGUCUGUGGACCAGCUGGAAAAGGAGAUUGAGCUGCCCUCAGGCCAGUUGAUGGGACUUUUCAACCGAAUUAUCCGUAAAGUUGUGAAGCUGUUUACUGAUGUGCAGGAAAAGGCCAUUGAGGAGCAGAUGGUAGCAGUAAAGGAUGUCAUCAUGGAGCCCACAAUGAAGACCCUGAGUGAUGACCUGGAUGAAGCAGCAAAAGAAUUCCAGGAGAAACACCAGAAAGAAGUGGGGAAGCUCAAGAACAUGGACCUUUCUCAAUACAUAAUCCGUGGGGAUGAUGAAGAGUGGAAUGAAGUAUUGAACAAAGCUGGGCAGAAUGCCUCAAUUGUCAGCCUGAAAAGUGACAAGAAAAGGAAGUUGGAAGUCAAACAAGACACCAUACAUAACAAGAAGUUGAAGAAAAACAGAGAUAUGAAGAACAAAAAAGACAUGAAACUGAAGCGGAAGAAAUAGUGAAGAAAACCUGAGUGUCAGUGGCCAAGUUGUGAGGAGAUACACCUGACUUCUUCAACCAUCUCUGGCUGGUUUGGGCAACAGCCUGGACAGUUAUAAACAACAAGGCGCUCAGCAAACUCUGAUGCCAACCAGUAAUUCAGUGGAUAGGACUGACUAUGUCUGUCUGUGGGCCCACCCUGGCCUAAGGCAAAGUCACUCCCCAGUGGGUCUGCUUAGGACUUGAUGGUUGGUCAGUGCUCUGGCACAGGCGGGGUGGUGUCCCCCUACCCUCCUUUCCCAUAAAUUCCUAUUGCACGUUGGACCAGCUUUUCAGGCUCAUUCCCACACAUGCCGUGCUGAUUCUCAUCACUUCCCAGGUCCUUUAGUACACAAUCUCUGGUAAUGCUGAUUACCAGAUCUCAGGUUGAUGAUGGACUGCUGGGUCUCAUCACAGUCUUGUCCCAACACCCUGAGGCCUGGAGCAGCAGGACCUGUCAUGCACCCAGUGUCAUGGCAGGCCACUGUUGCAUGCUGGCCCCAGGAUUUGCUGAUGCCACCUUCUUUUCCACUCCUGCCUGUGGUGAGCCUGUAGUUCUGAGUGCCCCAGAAAAGCCUGAGCCCUUAUUUAAGUGGGAUAUGACAUGUUAGGUCAUUUGGGAGAAAAUGUUGGGAAAAGCCCUUUUGC
This is a messenger RNA of Castor canadensis (American beaver), 2968 nucleotides long. The record is from RefSeq and is a predicted model, not a curated record. NCBI's taxonomy places the organism in Eukaryota, Metazoa, Chordata, Mammalia, Rodentia, Castoridae.